AUGGUUUCGACGUUGAUUAUCGGGUCUGAGGCCGCCGCUAUAAUCGACUUGCCACUCGCUGUUCCACAGGCUAUCGAGCUUGCUGAAUGGGUGUCCAACACGACUGACAAGCCUUUGGUUGCUGCGUUCUCGUCUCAUUUUCACCCGGAUCAUUAUCUAAGCGGUGCUGCGUUCCUGGCAAGGUUUCCCGAGACGAAGUUCUGUGCUAAUUCCAAAGCCAUCGAUCUCAUUAAGAACGAUGCUGCAGAGAGGAUCGUAGCCUGGAAGAAUGUCCUUGGUGACGAUGUCAUUGUUGAUAAAGCUGCUAUUCCCACUCCUUACGACUUUACGUUCUUUACCCUUCCUGGCGACUACUCGUCACCUAUUUAUCUGCUCAGUCCUCUUGCAGGAGAUACGGUUGAUGAGACCCUUUUCUGGAUCCCCUCCAUCUCCACAUUGAUAGCAGGGGACUCUGUCUACAGCCAUACAUUACACCUGUGGCUGGCAGACCAGCUCUCACCAGCUUUGACUGAUGCCUGGCUUUCAACUUUGGACUUUAUCGAAUACCUGAAACCGAAGAAGGUCAUUGCUGGUCACACUACAACACUCGACUCGCUUGAUACCAAACUCGACUUGGAAUACUCACGCCGGUAUCUCAAGUUCUUUCAACACGAGAUUCAGUCGAAGGGUAAAAACAUUUUCACGCCUCACGAGAUAUCUAAGAAACUUGCCAAGGGGUUUCCUGGGCGACUUAAAUCUUCCACCUCGGCUCUUCUUCUGAACAUUUCUAGUGAAGAGUUAGGUCGAGGAGGGUCAAAACUGGCCCGAACUUUUGACCUGACAUCUUACAACGUCACGGAGCUUAAAGUCUGGAAGCUGAACUAA
Messenger RNA from Fusarium venenatum, 864 nucleotides. The record is from RefSeq and is a predicted model, not a curated record. Lineage: Eukaryota; Fungi; Ascomycota; Sordariomycetes; Hypocreales; Nectriaceae.